AUGGUCCAACAGAUCAGCAAGAGUGCAAAUAUCGACAACGCACCUCAACACUCCCCUCGGCCUCUCUCUCAUCGGCAGCGUGCCCGCAAAACAAAGUUGGAUACGCUGGCGCAAGUUACGAGUCUUUACGUAAGUAAAGAUGAGUUCUUUUAUCCCCACAACCCAGCGAGCAAAAAUGUCCUCGCCAAUUGUCCCCAUCAAAAUAUUAUUGAUGCGAUCAAUGUCGUUACCGCUAUCGGUAUUUUCCUUAAGCGGUCACCGGACCCCCUAAGCAACCCCUUUCCAAUUCAUUCUACGACUUCUUUUUACCAUUGGUUACUUUAA
This is a messenger RNA of Psilocybe cubensis, 324 nucleotides long. RefSeq lists its product as uncharacterized. Lineage: Eukaryota; Fungi; Basidiomycota; Agaricomycetes; Agaricales; Agrocybaceae. The record is from RefSeq and is a predicted model, not a curated record. The coding region runs from base 1 to 324 and encodes 107 amino acids. The transcript is spliced from 3 exons.